Molecule: messenger RNA, 1440 nt
Organism: Macroventuria anomochaeta
Lineage: Eukaryota; Fungi; Ascomycota; Dothideomycetes; Pleosporales; Didymellaceae
Product: scavenger mRNA decapping enzyme
Exons: 1
Coding region: 345-1331 (328 amino acids)
Biological process (GO): deadenylation-dependent decapping of nuclear-transcribed mRNA
Cellular component (GO): P-body; nucleus
Molecular function (GO): RNA 7-methylguanosine cap binding; hydrolase activity
Source: RefSeq, a predicted model, not a curated record
CAAUCUCGAACACCAUAUUACAACCCGUCUGACCAUUGAGACUUCCCAGAGAAUCUAACCGUAAGCCAAGACCUAGCGUCCCGAAGCAUUCCAUCUUGUCCAUUUGGCUUCCAGACUUGAAUGCGGGGUACACCUACUUCGUACGUCUCGCAUCAAAGUCCUGAAGUUUACGACAACAUGUCUCAAUGGCUGUGAUUUCCAAAAAGCGUCUUAUAGACCUAACAGAUUUCCGAUUGACUUAGAUCGUCUUUGCAUGCGGUAAAUAUCCACGUCCUGAACAACUUUUAACAAUUCCUAGCAGCCAACCGGAAAUCUACAAAAGACCUAGUCACGAACUCAACAAAAUGACAUCAACGACACCUCCCGACGUGGCUGCACACGUCGAGUCCCUGAUACCCAAAUUCCAACUUACUCGUCUCCUCAACUCCGAUCAAGCUGGCCGCCGCAUCUCCCUCCUCGGCACCAUCGAUUCCCAAGAUGCCCUUCUAAUCGCCGAACGCGCCGCCUUCGACACCUCAGACUCCAACAUGCGCGGCUUCUCCACCUCUUUGCGGAACAUCAAGAACCUUGGCGCAAACGACAUCUAUGCCUGGUUUCUUGCCAACAGCAACCCCUCGGCUUCUGGAGACCCUCAACCCCCGCCGGAUUUCAAGAUUAAUUUGAUAUAUCCCUGCACAGCGAAGCAUGUUAAGAAGUACGAGAAGCAGGGGCUGAGGAUUGUGCACGAGACGCCCGAAAUAUAUGAAAAAUACCUGCGUCCGUACAUAGCCAAGCAGCACGAAAAAGGCACACUGCAGUGGGUGUACAACAUCCUCGACGGCCUGAAAGAGCAGGAAGAUGUCAUCUACAAAGAAACCGGUGAGGAAGGGUUCCUGCUCCUGCCGGACCUUAACUGGGACCGCAAGACCCUCGAGUCCUUGCACCUCCUCGGCAUCGUCGAGCGGCGAGACAUCCGGUCUGUCCGCGACCUGAAGAAGAGCCAGGUCCAGUGGGUGGAGCAUAUGCGCGAGAAAAUGUUGGAUGCGACCAUCAAACUGUAUCCUGAGCUGGACAAGGAUCAGUUGAAAUUGUAUGUGCAUUAUCAGCCGACAUACUAUCAUUUCCAUAUUCAUAUUGUGCAUGUCGCGCUGGAAGCGGGGACUACGCAAGCGACAGGGAAAGCGUUGGGGCUGGAGAACAUUAUCUCGCAGCUUGACACUAUGGCUGGAGAUGAUGACGCGAGCUUGGCGGAUGUGAGUCUGAGUUAUCAUUUGGGUGAGAGAAGUGAGUUGUGGGAGAAGAUAUAUCUGCCGCUGAAGGAGGGGAGGGAGGUUAAGGUUGGCGAGUUUUGAGUGAGUGUCUGCUAAAUGAAGCAAACGAGGCUUAGAGACAGACGUAGAGCACUUUCUACAGUUCUUAGAUCAGGAAGUCAAGUUUCGAGCGAUUGUACGUUGCUUUGUU